AUGUCAGCUGCGCCGCUCGACCUAUCACACCACUUCUCCUUUGUGAGCAAGAACCGACAUCUCAGCGAUGUCAAGGACUUCUAUAAAUACUAUUUGAUUCCAGGGAUCGCAAAUUUCGCGGGGGGCAUGCCACAUCCGUCCUACUUCCCUUAUGAUAGUCUCGAGGCCUCUGUCGCUCGGCCACAGCGCCUGCAGCCAGCUAAUAGUGGAGACGCGAGUCCAGAAAAGUUGAUUAUUCCCAAGGAUCCGCAGACUACCGACCCGAACCUGCGCAUUGACUUGAGUUCUGCGCUCCAGUAUGGCACCGCCGGCGGUUACCCAGCAUUGCUCUCGUUUCUGCGCCAGUUCACGCGGGAUCAUCUCCAUCCCAAUAUUCCGUAUGCCGGGGGCCCUGACGUGAUCAUUAGCUGUGGCAAUACCGAUGGCUUGGCGAAAACCAUUGAGCUUUUCACCAAUACCUGGAAUGCCGACCGCGAUUGGAUUCGACAAAGAGAGGGCAUGCUAUGCGAAAAGUUCACAUACAUGAAUGCGGUCCAAACCGCUCGCCCACGAGGCCUCAAUAUAGUCAGCGUAGCCAUGGACGGAGAAGGCAUGCUCGCAGCUGGCAAAGGAGGCCUAGCCGACGUGCUAGAGAACUGGGAUUUUCGACGUGGCCGACGACCCCAUCUUAUGUACACCGUGACAAUUGGCCAAAACCCGACCGGUGGCGUCUUAUCCAUUGAGCGGAAAAAGCAAAUAUACGCACUAUGCCAGAAAUACGACAUCAUCAUCAUUGAAGACGAACCCUAUUGGAAUCUGCAAUACCCUUCUGCUUACGAAAUGGAAGCGCGAUGUCGGGGCUUGGCUUGCCCACCUCCGCCAAACUUUAAUGCGAACAAGAAGUCCUCUGGCUAUUCCUUUUUGGAUUCCCUAGCGCCCUCGUAUCUGUCCAUUGACACGGAGGGGCGCGUGGUGAGACUCGAUACCUUUUCCAAAACCAUUGCACCCGGGAGCCGCUGUGGCUGGAUAACGGCGCAGCCCGCUGUGAUCGAGCGCAUCACUCGCAUCACCGAGGUGACAACGCAGCAGCCCUCUGGCUUUGUGCAAUCCGUCAUAGCAGAAACCAUUCUAGGGCAACAAGGCAGCAAGGAUGCAGUUCGGUCAUCUAAACUGCAGCCGGCUCACGCGUGGCAGCUCGAUGGCUGGGUACGAUGGCUAGAAGGUCUACGCGGCGGUUACGAGAGACGCAUGAAAUCCAUGUGCACCUUGUUAGAAGAUAACAAGUUCUUAUUCUCCGAGACUUCAGCAAACUCAAGAAACCCCCUCGAUUUUUCUGCCGAUGAAUGGGAAGUAGUCGACCGAGUCCAGAUGUUUGAUUUUGUCUGGCCUAAAGCGGGCAUGUUCACGUGGAUAGAAAUGCAUUUCGAGACGCACCCGUUGCGGUCGCAAUACAGCCAGGAGGUUCUUUCCAAGGCCCUCUGGGUUCACCUUACGAAGGCACCAGCAAAAUGUUUGGUAGGACCUGGAAGUAUGUUUGCACCCACGCCAGAGUCGGCUGUACAUGCGCAAAGAUUCCUUCGCCUGGCAUUUGCGCCGAUGGAUCCUGAAGAUGUUACAUCUUAUACCCAGAGAUUUAUUGAAGGAGUCAAGACGUUUUGGCAACGCAAAGAUCUCGAUGGUCUAGAUGAUAAGCCCAUGGCCAUGCUUUCAGUCAAGGAAAAUCCAGCUAUUAACUUCCUUGGUCUUGGCUGCUAA
Penicillium chermesinum is the source of this 1734-nucleotide messenger RNA. Its product is annotated as putative aromatic amino acid aminotransferase. Bases 1 to 1734 code for a protein of 577 amino acids. Lineage: Eukaryota; Fungi; Ascomycota; Eurotiomycetes; Eurotiales; Aspergillaceae. The transcript is spliced from 3 exons. Gene Ontology annotation, biological process: biosynthetic process. Gene Ontology annotation, molecular function: transaminase activity; pyridoxal phosphate binding. The record is from RefSeq and is a predicted model, not a curated record.